GCUGAGCAGCCUAGUCACUGCCUUGUUACAGUACACCCAGUCUCGGGAGGUUUGGAUUUGCGUGAGUGGGGCUGGAUCUCGCUCAGUGCGGUGAACGAGCUCGGCAGAGCGGCUGUGCGGAAGUUCUUUCAUCCGUGCUGCAGAAGGGGCUUGCUUCGCCCUCGCGAUUAUUCUCGUCACAAGUUUAUGGUUGGAUAAAAGCGGUUCAGGUGGAACUUCUGGACAGUACACCCCAACUUGAGUUUUACUACAUCCACAGUCUUCCUCAUUUAUUGUCGGGUGAUGGCGAGGCCGAGCCACAGUGAGCAUGUGCUGCAGCAGCUCAACAACCAACGGGAGUGGGGCUUCCUGUGCGACUGCUGUAUCGCCAUUGGCGACAUCUACUUCAGGGCCCACAAGGCAGUGCUGGCUGCGUGCAGCUCCUACUUCCGCAUGAUGUUCAUCCGGGACCAGCAGGGGACAGCUCGCAUGGAUCUCAGCAACAUGCAGAUCAGCGCAGAGUGCUUCGACCUCAUCCUGCAGCUCAUGUACCUGGGCUGCAUCGUGGUGGGCAGCUACGAGUUUGAGGAGCUCAAGGUCUCAAUGGCCUCCCUGCAGAUGUACUACAUCCCAGACACCCUGGAGGACCUCAGGGACAUCAGGAACACCUCCAACCUCACACCGUCCUCCUCGGCCUCCUCCUCUUCCUCCACCACCUCAUCCAGCUCCUCCUCCUCCAUUGGCCCGGCAAUUGCAGGAAAAAUGAUGUUUGGAGUCCGCAUGUACGAGCAGCAGAAGCCAAGCACCCCAGAGGGGGAGCCCAAAAGUUUGCCCAAAGUUGCCAUCACUGCUGUGCCUGUGCGACCAAGCAUUCCUGUCCCAGUCAACAGGCCUCCACUUGUGGUGGAGGAUGUGGCGUCCCCUUUGGUAGUAGUUGCACCACCGUUUCUAGACAGUGUGGCUGAGCAGCCUUGUGACCUGCGCAAGAGGCCCGGUGGCCGGAGUGCCACCCUGAAAGAGCGCCCCCGCUUCGGGCGCACAUACACCUGCGACGACUGUGGCUUUGUCUUUAGCUGCGAGAAGUUGCUGAUCGAGCACAUCCUCACCUGCACCAAUCGUAAGGCCUUUCAGGUCCCCAGGACCAGCUCCGAGGCAGACAACGACUCCAGCAAGGUGGAGAGCUCGGCCUCUGAGGGGAUGGAGGAGCACAGGGUGGUCUGCAAGGGUGAAGAGGAUUGGCCGGACCACAAGUCAGACGCUGACACAGUGAUCAGGUCCAUGACAGUUGGUACGGAUAACGAGCCUGGUUCUGCUAGGAAUAUCACCAUCAAGGUGGAGCUGGAAGAAGACGUGGUGUCUGAGAUGGAUGGCAUUAAGGUAGUUCAGGUGGGAGAGAUCAGUGCGAGGCACAGUGCACUCAGCGACACUAUGAGGGAACCGAUUAAAUUUAACCGGGAGGCAGAGGCUUGUGUUUCAGUCAUGGGCGACAGCAACGAGCCAUUCGAGGGGCACAUGUCCAGCAACAAGGAUUCUGGCAUACCUGUUAAGAUGCGCAAGAUUAAAGAGGAGAAGCAGGACGGGGACAGCGCACCGUGUGAGCUGUGCGGGGAACUGCUCACAAAGGAGGACCAGUCAGCUCACUACAUCUCUAGCCACAUGGGCCACAUCUGUGCCUGCGGGAGGUGUGGCCAGGUCCUAAUCAAGGGGAGGCAAUUGCAGGAGCACGCUGAGCGUUGUGGCGAACCUCAGGGUGCGGACACCGACUCCCAUGGGGAGGAGGGAGACUCACCCCUGCCCGAGGACCCGCAGGUCAUGGACGAUGGGCUGUUGGAGGGGGGUGACCUGGCCUGCCCCCAGUGUGGCUUGCUUUUUCAGAGUGAGAGCCUAGCAUUGGAGCAUGCUCUAGCCUGCCACGAGCAGGAGCUGUUCCGCCCCGCCCUGCUGGAGGAUGGCGGCGUCGAGCCGGACCACCGGCGCAAGCACUUCUGCGCCAUCUGUGGCAAGGGCUUCUACCAGCGCUGCCACCUGCGGGAGCACUACACCGUCCACACCAAGGAGAAGCAGUUCACCUGCCAGACGUGCGGCAAGCAGUUCCUGCGUGAGCGGCAGCUUCGGCUGCACACCGACAUGCACAAGGGCAUGGCGCGCUACGUCUGCCCCGUGUGCGACCAGGGAACCUUCCUCAAACACGACCAUGUGCGCCACAUGAUCUCGCACCUGUCGGCCGGCGAGACCAUCUGCCAGGUGUGCUUCCAGAUCUUUCCCAGCGGAGAGCACCUGGAGAAGCACAUGGACGUGCACCUGUACAUCUGUGGCGUCUGCGGGGAGAAGUUUCGCCUUCGCAAGGACAUGCGGAGCCACUACAACUCCAAGCACACCAAAAGACUGUGUCCUGCCUGAAUUUAAUGCAUCUGUUACUUAAAAGCCAUAAAUGUGAGAACAAAUUUAUGCACUUGAACACCAAAAAAAGAAAACCUAUAAAAUCUGCACUUUCAAAUUUGUAUGAAUAAUCCAAAUGUGUUAUUGCCUCAAAUUUUGGCCAUUUUGUCAUUUAGUUUCACACCCCUGUACUAAACACACAUUACUGCCAUUUGUUGACAGUGCCACAGUAGACAAAUCCUUGGCUCAUCUUUUAAGGCUUUUGGAAUCUGGUGUUUCUCAGCAAACAGCCUAUGCAAUACACAGUUCAUGGAAUGAAGUGGAUUCAACUUAAGUUCCUUGCAAAGAGGUGUGUUUUGAUUGUAAUAUGAAUCCACACUUCAAUAUAGUCUUUAUGAGUAGUUACUGUACAUAACACUUGUGCAUUUACAAUGAAGAAUGGCCUUGCCUUUGCUUUGGCGGUGCCGUGCUCUUGCUUUACAGGUGUGCAUGAGAGUGGCAUUGCAUUUCUGAACAUUGUCUGCCAGUCGAUGCCACUUUGCAACGCUCACUUCUUUGUCAUUUCAAUGUAAAGCAUUAGGGACAUGGACAAGCAUAACUGAAUAUCUCAACAAAUUGACUGAUCUGGCUCCUUGUAUUUUAAAAUGAUGCUACGAAAUGGAAAGAGAGGCAUCGUUUGUUUAGCCCAAUCAUAACAUAGGCUACAUCACGGUUUUCCAAAAUUCUGUUUUAGACAGGCUCAGAAAUUCCUGUCUUUAAAGGCCCAGUGCAGUCAAAAACGUGAUUUCCCUGUGUGUUAUAUAUAUUGCCACACUAUGAGGUUGGAAUAAUACUGUGAAAUUGUGAAAAUGAUGAUAUAAUGCCCUUUUAGUGUAAGAGCCCAUAGGGACCA
Molecule: messenger RNA, 3250 nt
Organism: Salvelinus namaycush (lake trout)
Lineage: Eukaryota; Metazoa; Chordata; Actinopteri; Salmoniformes; Salmonidae
Product: zinc finger and BTB domain-containing protein 1-like
Exons: 2
Coding region: 283-2379 (698 amino acids)
Biological process (GO): regulation of cytokine production; regulation of immune system process; negative regulation of transcription by RNA polymerase II
Molecular function (GO): protein binding
Source: RefSeq, a predicted model, not a curated record